AUGACAGGUCUUGUAAAUUAUAGUGACUCAGAUGAUGAUACAAUAACAUGUUUUGAAAAGAAUGCACGGAAAUCACUUAAGAGAAAGGAAUUGAAUGGUGUAUCUGGUUUAUUUUCAUCUUCUAUAUCUUCUUUAACAAAAGAAAAUAUUCGGAAACUUCCGAAAAUCAAUAAGGAAUAUGAGUUUGAUGAGCCAGAAAAAACAGGUAUUUCUAACAGUAGUGCAGAAGAAAAGCAUUUAGGGUUCUCUUCAUUGCUCCCAGCACCUAAAAAUAAUUUAAAAAUGGUUCGUUUAUUCAAAAAUACUGAAACCGGAAAAUCUGAUACGAAACGCAUAUAUAUUUCUCACUCAAUAACAAAAGAUAAGGAAGAUGAACAUAAAGAGAAUGAUGUAGAUGAUUUUCAAUCAAAAGUUUCUUUUUUUCCUUUGAACAUGGAAAAACCAGAUAUAGAUGAAUAUGAACAAAUGAAGUCUGAUUCUUCGUUUUAUGUUCCAAUUUUUGUAAAGAAAAAUGAUUAUUUAGCUUCAAAAAGAAAUAGUGAUCUUUAUAAUGUAAAAUUAAAUGAAAAAAAUCUGCCAAAUGUUCAUUACAAUGAAUUAUAUCGUGUAGAUGAAGAUCAGGAUUUUUUGGAACAUACAUAUUUGUUAGAUAAGGAGGAAAAAGAGGUUUCUCGUAAAGAAAAGGAUAUCGAAUCGAUGAGAAUUUAUGGAAAGCGCAGAACGGAGCAAGGUCCUAUUAAUUUUUUGGAAGUAAAUGCUGAAGAGGAAUAUAAUACAAAUGAGAUGAUGAAAAAGCAAGGUUUAUUAGUAGAAGCUCCUCAACCAAUACGAUCGAUUGGUGCAGGAAGACACCAAAUUACAACUUUACUGAACUCUGCAAUAUCUCAAAGAGAAGUUUUCGAAGAGUCAUUUGCUGCGAAUAAAGAGAUUAAAAGACAAUCUGGAAAAAAAUAUGGAUUUUGA
Molecule: messenger RNA, 963 nt
Organism: Pneumocystis jirovecii RU7
Lineage: Eukaryota; Fungi; Ascomycota; Pneumocystomycetes; Pneumocystales; Pneumocystaceae
Exons: 4
Coding region: 1-963 (320 amino acids)
Cellular component (GO): nucleus
Source: RefSeq, a predicted model, not a curated record